AUGUUGCUGAAGGCUCUGCUCCUCGCGCUGAGCUCCCACUGCGUCUGCGGCAGGAAGUCCGAGCCCCAGCUGGACGAGUCCCACUCGGGACUCUUCAGGGGCUCCGACAGGUACGACUUCGCCCUGGUGGUCGGCGCCGCCGAGACGGAGUGCUUCUGGCACUUCGCCCACCAGAGUGGGAGCUUCUACCUGACGUACAUGGUGCAGUGGGUCACGGGGAUGGCCAACGAUCAGCGGAUGUUUGUGACGGUGAGCUCGCCGCAGGGCGCCCUCGUGGCGUCAGAGAACAAGGCCUUUGGUCGGGUGGGUUUUCAGACCGAGGUGACAGGUUUUUACAAGCUUUGUCUCGGGAACCACAACAACCAGUUUGGAGGCAUCAGGGUCUUCGUGAACUUCGGCGUCAUCUACGACGGCUCUGAGGAGUUGAGGAGAGAGAAGGAGGAAGGAGAGAGGGUCCUGAACAGCACUCUGGUCGGCAUUGAGGAGAGCGUGCAGAGGCUCCAGAAUCACAUCCUCCACACAUGGAGACACUACAUCUUCGCCCGCAUGAGGAAAGGGAAGGACCACUACCUCCUCCAGUCCAACCUCAACUACGUCACCUGGUGGUCGGCCACCCAAAGCCUCCUCAUCCUCCUGUCCGGGUACCUGCAGCUCUUCGUCCUCAAGAGACUCUUCCGAACGGACGCCAGCAGGCCGCGAUGCUGAAGGGAAGGACGUCCCCAAAAAGAUCCUCACAAUCACUGCUGGUGUCAGGCCACAUCUUCAAGUCACGUCUUUUGAUACAGCAUCCUGCACGAGCCGUAGUUCCAAGCUUAUGUUCCCCUGACUGACCAUGUGACCAAAUUGUCAAGGAAAAAUGUGUUAAAAAUAUUAGGACGGAAAAUAUUUUGAA
Messenger RNA from Pungitius pungitius (ninespine stickleback), 892 nucleotides. Its product is annotated as transmembrane emp24 domain-containing protein 6-like. The record is from RefSeq and is a predicted model, not a curated record. Gene Ontology annotation, cellular component: endoplasmic reticulum-Golgi intermediate compartment; endoplasmic reticulum; COPII-coated ER to Golgi transport vesicle. NCBI's taxonomy places the organism in Eukaryota, Metazoa, Chordata, Actinopteri, Perciformes, Gasterosteidae. The transcript has 4 exons. Gene Ontology annotation, biological process: Golgi organization; endoplasmic reticulum to Golgi vesicle-mediated transport; intracellular protein transport. Bases 1 to 705 code for a protein of 234 amino acids.